AUGGAGGUUAUGUGGGAAAAACCAUCGGAGGGUUGGUGGAAGAUAAACUUUGAUGAAGCAUCAAAAGGGAAUCUAGGACCAUCGGGAGAAAUUUUUAUUGUACGAGAUUGGAAAGGGGAUGUAUUAGCUAUGGGAGCAAAGAAAAUAGAAAAUGGUACAAAUAAUGUGGUAGAGGCUUUAAUAGCAUUAACAACUAUUAAAAUUGGCAAGAAGUUAGGAGCACAGAAAGUUCAUCUAGAAGGUGACUCUUUAAUUACAAUUCAAGCAAUAAUAAAAGAGAGCAUUGAGGCAUGGAAUUUACAAAAUUCGGUUGAAAAAAAUAGGGAAGAGUUAUCCUUAUGUGAGGAUUUCCGCAUAUCUCAUUUUAGGAGAUCGGGAAACAUGGAAGCAGACAUCUUAUCGAAGUGGGAUUUAACUUUUGAGAAUGUAGGCGAGUUAAGGUGUGAAGAUUUUAGAUAG
This is a messenger RNA of Cryptomeria japonica (Japanese cedar), 459 nucleotides long. RefSeq lists its product as uncharacterized. The record is from RefSeq and is a predicted model, not a curated record. Lineage: Eukaryota; Viridiplantae; Streptophyta; Pinopsida; Cupressales; Cupressaceae. The transcript has a single exon. The coding region runs from base 1 to 459 and encodes 152 amino acids. Gene Ontology annotation, molecular function: nucleic acid binding; RNA-DNA hybrid ribonuclease activity.